This is a messenger RNA of Carlito syrichta (Philippine tarsier), 2509 nucleotides long. RefSeq names its product solute carrier family 2 member 11 (gene SLC2A11). The transcript has 12 exons. Bases 228 to 1739 code for a protein of 503 amino acids. Gene Ontology annotation, cellular component: membrane. Lineage: Eukaryota; Metazoa; Chordata; Mammalia; Primates; Tarsiidae. The record is from RefSeq and is a predicted model, not a curated record. Gene Ontology annotation, molecular function: hexose transmembrane transporter activity. Gene Ontology annotation, biological process: monosaccharide transmembrane transport.
CGGCGAGGUCCGUCAGAUUCAGUCCGGGGCUGGAACGUCUGGGGAGGACUUCUGGGGUGCUGCGACCGCAGUCGCUUCCCGGGACCUGCGGGAGGGGUGCAGGGUCUUGGCCGAUCUUCAGAGAUGAGCAGAGAUGGUCUGUUCCUCUGGUCUGCAGAGACGAGCCCCGCAUUCGGCCGAGUGAGGAGCCGAGUGGCUUUUCAGCCUCAGAGCUGAGAAAAGGGCAGAUGGAGGAUCAACAGGAGCCGCCCCUACGGGCUCGAACGCAGAUUCAGAACAGGGUCCUGCUCCUGACCAUCUGUGCGGCCGGCAUUGGUGGAACUUUUCAGUUCGGCUACAACCUCUCCAUCAUCAAUGCCCCGACCUGGCACAUUCAGGAAUUCACCAAUGAGACAUGGCAGGCACGUACUGGCAAGCCACUACCUGCCCACCUGGUGCUGCUUGUGUGGUCCCUCAUCGUGUCUCUGUAUCCCCUGGGGGGGCUCUUUGGAGCACUGCUUGCAGGACCCAUGGCCAUCACACUGGGAAGGAAGAAGUCCCUCCUGGUGAAUAAUGUCUUUGUGGUGGCCGCAGCGAUCCUGUUUGGCUUCAGCCGCAAAGCAGGCUCCUUUGAGAUGAUCAUGCUGGGGAGACUACUCGUGGGAGUCAGUGCAGGCGUGAGCAUGAACGUCCAGCCCAUGUAUCUGGGAGAGAGUGCCCCCAAGGAGCUCCGGGGAGCUGUGGCCAUGACCUCAGCCAUCUUCACAGCACUGGGAAUCGUAAUGGGACAAGUGGUUGGACUCAGGGAGUUCCUGGGUGGCCCUCAAGCUUGGCCCCUACUGCUGGCCAGCUGCCUCGUGCCAGGUGUGCUCCAGCUCUUCUCCCUGCCCCUGCUCCCUGAGAGCCCACGCUAUCUCCUCAUUGACCGUGGAGACACCGAGGCCUGCCUGACAGCACUGCAGCAGCUGCGGGGCACCAGGAAUGUGGCAGGGGAACUGGAGGAGCUGGAGGAGGAGCGUGCCGCCUGCCAGGGUUGCCACACAUGGCGCCCGUGGGAGCUGUUCCAGCAUCAGGCCCUGCGGAGGCAGGUGACAAGCCUCGUGGUGCUGGGCAGUGCCAUGGAGCUCUGCGGGAAUGACUCGAUGUAUGCCUAUGCCUCCUCUGUGUUCCGGGAGGUGGGGGUGCCCGAAGAGAAGGUGCAGUAUGCCAUUAUCGGCACUGGGAGCUGCGAGCUGCUCACCGCCAUUGUCAGCUGUGUGGCAAUUGAGAAGGUGGGUCGGCGGGCGCUGCUGAUGGGGGGAUACUGCCUGAUGACCUGCUGGGGGAGCAUCUUCACCGUGGCCCUGUGCCUGCAGAGCUCUUUACGCUGGAUGCCCUACCUGGCCACCACCUGCAUCUUCGCCUUCAUCCUCAGCUUUGGCGUUGGCCCCGCUGGAGUGACAGGGAUCCUGGCCACAGAGCUGUUUGACCAGACGGCCCGGCCGGCUGCCUACAUGGUCUGUGGGGCACUUAUGUGGACCAUGCUCUUCCUGGUUUGGCUGGGCUUCCCCUUCAUCAUGGAGGGCUUGUCCCACUUCCUCUAUGUUCCUUUCCUUGGUGUCUGUGUCUGUGGGGCCAUCUACACUGGCUUGUUCCUCCCUGAAACCAAAGGCAAGACUUUCCUGGAGAUCUCCGAGGAGUUACACAGACUCAACUUCCCCAGGCGGGCCCAGGGCCCCACGUGGAAGGGCCCAGAGGUUAUCCUGUCUACAGAGCUCUAGUCCCAAAGUAUGGCCAGGGCCAAAGCCAGCCACUGCCCUGUCCUUUGCUGCCUGUCAGGACCUUGGCCGUCACUCACUCCUGCACCCCUAUGUUGAACAAGUGGUUAUUGGGCACCUGUUGUGUGCAGACAUGGUGCCAGGUACUUAGCAAUCCGUGACGAGAGUGGUGAUCCAGUCUAGAGGCAAGACUCUGACAGGAAACCAAUAACAACAUCAUGACAACCUCAGGAAAUGAAGUGGAAGCAAAAUAUAGGUUGUGAUGGGAAUGUGUCCUCAGGAGCCUGACCUAGUCUGGGAGGGAAGUGGCCAGGAAAGGAUUUUUCUAAGGAAUUGGUUCUUUCAAUCAACUUUAUUGAGGUAUAAUUUGCAUACGAGCAAAUGCAUCCAUCUUAAGUAUACGUUUGCGUUUUAACUGAUGCAUACACCCAUGCAACACACCCUUAAUCAAGAUGGAAGACUUGCAUCACCCCAGAAGCACUCUCGAACCAGGCCCAGCUCCAAGCAGUCCCUGGACUGUUUUCCAUCACUAUCAAAUUUGCCUGUUUUAGAAUUCAGUAUAAUUACAUACUGUAUGUUUAUGUUUAUGUCAGGCUUUGCUCCGGAUAAAGUUGUUGGGACCCAUACAUGCUGUUGCAUAUCUUAGGCUACAUUCUUUUGUAUUGCUGAAUAGUAUACCCCUCUGUGGAUAGACCAUGACUUGUUUAUCCAUUUACCUACUGGUGGACAUUUGGGUUGUUUCUAAUUUUCGGCCAUCAUGAAUAAAACUGCUA